Molecule: messenger RNA, 6186 nt
Organism: Puntigrus tetrazona (Sumatra barb)
Lineage: Eukaryota; Metazoa; Chordata; Actinopteri; Cypriniformes; Cyprinidae
Gene: avpr2aa
Product: arginine vasopressin receptor 2a, duplicate a
Exons: 6
Coding region: 395-1933 (512 amino acids)
Biological process (GO): G protein-coupled receptor signaling pathway; regulation of systemic arterial blood pressure by vasopressin; positive regulation of vasoconstriction
Cellular component (GO): membrane
Molecular function (GO): peptide binding; vasopressin receptor activity
Source: RefSeq, a predicted model, not a curated record
GGAGCGAGGGAAGAGAGAGGGUGAGUGAAUGUAAGAGAUAUGUUGUUUAUACUGAGCCCGGCUCAAAUUCAAUGCCAUCAGUGCACCGGUGCUCACGUAAUGUGGGAAAUUAAAGCUCAGACACGCAGAGUCUCAGGAACCGCGGGACGUUUCUUGGAAUACAUUGCAUGCUUCUAUCUGGCGGAUGCGUGAGGAAAAGAAGCUUCGAAUAAACUUGGGUGAGAGCUUCAAAACUACAGCUUUGCAAGUUCACAUGGGGUGGUGAAAUACCUCAGCGCUCUUCAUCAGCACAGCAGCUUUUGUGUCAAAUAACCAUCAACUGCAGCUUUGAAAAACUGAAUGAAGCAUUUCUCAGAACUCAUGGAUUAUCGUUGCUGAUUCGAGACAACAGAGCAUGGAGACCUUCUCAGAGGAGGCGGGUUGGGAAGGAUCCCUCCAUGCAACCGUUGCAUGGUCUAACUUCUCCUCCGCAUUAUCGGAGCAUACUGGACUUAACAGUACUUUCAAAGGAGGCUCAUACUUCUGGUUGGUGUCUCAAAACAACUCAGUAAACCCCACUCAGACACCCGGUCCGGUCAGGGUGCGGGACAUAUCUCUGGCUAAAGCUGAGAUAGGAGUUCUGGGUCUGGUUCUUGCUCUCACAACACUAGGGAACGGUUUUGUACUGUGGGUUCUGCUGAGGCGGCGCAAAUACAAUGCACCCAUGCACCUAUUUAUGGUCAAUCUGUGUGUUGCGGAUCUUGUGGUGGCGUUUUUUCAGGUGCUCCCGCAGCUAGUCUGGGAUAUCACAGAGAGAUUUCAAGGUCCUGAUGUCCUGUGCCGCUCAGUCAAAUAUCUGCAGAUUGUGGGAAUGUUUGCAUCCUCUUAUAUGAUUGUUGCUAUGACUGUGGACCGCCAUAAUGCCAUCUGCUGCCCCCUGCAGGCUUACAAAGGAGGGGCAGUUUCACGCUGGAAUACACCCAUCAUGGUAGCCUGGGGUCUAGCCCUUGCUCUCAGUGUGCCACAGGUGUUUAUUUUCUCCAGGUCUGAGGUCUCUCCAGGGGUGUUUGAGUGCUGGGGGAAUUUUGCUGAGCCUUGGGGUCUGAAAGCGUACGUCACCUGGAUGACUAUAGCUGUGUUUCUGCUUCCUACCUUUAUCAUCACCAUUUGUCAGGUCCGAAUAUUCAAAGAGAUCCAUGACAACAUCUACCUGAAAUCAGAACGUGUGGUUUCUGCUGACAUGAAGAAGAACCUAGUCAUUUUUCACUUUCCCAUCUUCAAAAAGCGGGCCAGCACAGUCCGAGAGAGAGCUAGACGCUCACGAAAGAAGAGAGAAGCAAGGGAACUUCAUAAAAAGAAGACCAACAGUGAGUCAUCCCAUUCUCACACCUGCAACUGUGAGGACGCACCAGAGCCAGACUGUUGUGACCAAUCUUAUCAGGAUGGCUACAGUCCCGAUAACCCGGCCUCACAGACUCACAGUUCAUCUCCUGAUGUGCUGCCUCGGAUUCAGACUCACCCUCACACCAUCUGGAGCAACUCUGCUGCUGUCCAGGCACCUCACAGGAACUCUUACAACUCCAAUUCAUCUUUCCCACCUUACCCCCUCCAUCCACCUCUCACAGGUGUGUCGAAAGCUAUGUCUAAAACAGUGAGGAUGACUCUGGUCAUUGUGCUUGUCUACACCUUGUGCUGGUCACCUUUCUUUAUUGUACAGCUGUGGGCUGCCUGGGACCCCAAUCCCCCUGACCAAGGAGUGGCUUUCACUAUCCUGAUGCUCUUAGCCAGUCUGAACUCUUGUACGAACCCAUGGAUCUACACAGCCUUUUCCAGCAGCGUUUCCCGUGAACUUCUCGCUCUUCUGCGCUGUCGGCCGAAGCAGCCCCGCAGGAGCUCAAUGCACGACCACUCCAGCGACAUAAACACCUCCACUACCAAGGACAACCAGUACUGACCCCUACCAAAUAAACGAAACUUCAGUGUCAGCAGAGACCGCAAUUUAUCUGGGUGUAUCUGUCCUACUCAUGUGGAAGACAUGUUGACUCUUCUGUUCAGAGGAUUUGACGAUGCCUCUUUAACCAAGUCAACUGUGAAGAGUGGCUUAUUAAUGACCAAAAUGUAUGGCAUGAAUUUGAGGAUUUUAUGCAAAGAUGGACCCAUGGAAUAGUCGUGAGACUGAUCUUUGCUGUCUAAAAACCGGAUAAAGAACACCUUACUGACUGUCAUAAUAAACAGGAAAAUUUAAAUAAUUUAUUGAACAUAUAUUUCUUUGAAGUAUUGUCCACUACUGUGUGCAAGAUGGAGAUAAACGUCUUAACUGCAGAGGAAGAAGAGAUCAAGGCCUUAACCCCACAGCCAUUUAUCAGUCUUUCUGCCGUAAUUCUUCUACAGAUUCACAGCUUUUAUGGCAAGAACCGAGGACGAAUAUGAAUUAUGUGAUUCAUGCAUGGAAACUACACCCAGGGGACAGGUCAAAUACAUGCCAAACUGAAAAAUCCAGGACUGAAAGUGAUAUACAUUCUUUAUUGGACAAGUAUCUGACGAAUGUCUUUUGUACACAUUCAAGUACAUUUGUCAUAUUUUGACAAAUUUGUAUAUUUAAUGAGGCAUACUGAAUGAGACUGAGGAAAUAAUAACUGUUUAAUUUAGUGAAACACCAGCAGUGUGCAAACAGCAGCGAUUUCAGUUCCUCGAUAAUAUAUAUAUAAAUAUGUAUAUAUAAAGCUUAUUUAAAGUUGUGUGAGAAUGAAAAGAAUUAAUAUGAGAAGAUGGUAAAGGAAAAUUAGUAGCUGAUUUGACACGUUGUACAUAAAGGCUUAGAUUCAAUGAAAACACACAAGAUAUACUGUAAAUAAGUGAAAAGAAAUAUUCUAUUGAUACAGAUGUUUGUCUAAAUAUAUUUAUUUUGCAUUUUAAAGAGAAAAUGUCUUUGUCAAAUCCUUGUGAUAUAAUCCAGAAAUAAAAAUAUCACAUAAACGAAUUCAAGAUUCAAAGUCUCUUAAAAUGAACCGAGCAUAAGUACACUCUGAAAUCAUGUUUUGUUGUUGUUAUCAGUAGACCAGACCUGUAUUAUUUGACUAAAUAUGACCUGUAGCUUUUGUAGCUUUUAUUAUGAAAUGGAAGUGAACUCGACCAAAUGAACCAAUCACCGCAGAUUAGGAGGGGUUAGGAAAACGUAAUCCUUGCACAAAUCUUUUAGGAGUUGUUGAGCAAAUAAAGUAAAAUUAAAUGCAAAUUCUAAGACAAUGAAAGUGUUUUUUGACCUUGCAUGCAUGUCAACCUGUUCUUAGGGACUCCCAAAACCAAAAUUUGAAUAUUUCAAAAACCAGAGGGUUUUAUGUUAAAAAACAUCAUGAUGUAUUUGUUUGUUACAAAUGUGCUGGGUUUUUUUUUGCUCUACAAGACUUAAAUAAUGGACUGGGUCAUGCCGAUCACCUAUGGAUUAUUGUGAUGUUAUUAUCAGCUGUUUUGACGCUCAUUAUGACGGCACCCAUUCACUGCAGAGAGGAUCCAGAGCUAGUGAUUUAAUUGUUACAUUUCUUCAAAUCUGUUUGAAUGAAGAAAUACAUUCAUCUCCAUCUCAAAGAUGCAAAGUGCAUUUUCAGCAAAUUCUUGGGUGAAUUAAUCCUUUUAAAAUACUGUAAUCCCGUUACGGGGGCCAGUUUUGUAUGCUUAUAUAGUUACAUGCUGCAAUUAAAAAAUUGGAUUUUGUUUUUUUUGGCCAGCUAUGCAUUGCUAGUUGUUGCACAAUUGCAAAAAAAGUGCUGUGAAAAUUGUUCACGAAAGCAUACAACUGUUUAUAACGACAACAGACAAUUCAUACUAAAACAAAGUGUUUACUUCAUGGAAGGAUAGUAAUUGGAACAUUCUGUGCUCACUUGCAAAACCAAACUAUGUCCUUAAAAGGGUAUCCAUCCCUCUGACAUCACCAUACGCACGUCUCUUUGGAUCCCAGAUUAUACGUGGAAUCCUUUUAAGUCAGUAUCCUCUGAGAACAGGAAAUACAAUGAUGACCAGUAUUAAACUAAUGUGAAGUGCCGUGAGCUUUAUUAAACGCUUUUUACAUGGCAAAAACAAAGUACAUCCGUUUUGAAGUGCAAACCUGAAAGCCAGGGUCAUGCGGGACAAAUUUGGAUCUCUGAAACAUUCCUAUGAAUGAAACCAUAAUUUCUUCUCAUCCCGUAGUGUUUGUAAGGCAGCUACGCAGGGCUUAUUAAUGGCCGUGGUUCGGGAAGACCACUGAAAUCCUGCCAGUGUUGGAUGGCGUUCUGUGUCCGAGGUCAUUCAUUAAUUCAUAGCCGUUUCUGGCAGUUUUAUAGAUAUAAAUAAGGAGUGUAUCCGUUGAGAGGCUGACAUGCAGUGGCUGACCCUUCAGUGAAGAAGUAAUUAGGGUCAAAUAUAAAACGAAACUUACAAAGAAAAUCAAUCUGAUUUUUUUUUUAUAGUAAAAUAUAUCACUCAGUAAACAGCAUGAAGUGACAACAAAGAAUUUAAGGUUUCAAAAUAGUCCAGGAAAGAUGGAAAUUCCACUCUGUAAUUUUCGUGUCGGAGUGAUGGAUUCUGAACUUUUCAAUCCACAUGGUAAGUGUUGUCCGCAACAUUUUUUUUUUUCCAUUUCAAAAGCAUCUAUGGAAUCUCAUAUACAAAUAAUUAUCUUCCUGACAGCAGGGUCCUUCAAAACGAAGUUUACAGUUUUCAUUAUGAAGUAUAUUAUUGUAGCUCUGUCCCGUGUAACUGUUUAAAAUAUAUCCCAAACCACAGCUGAGAAAACCAGAGCAGGAAAUAACAGCGUGAACUUCAUGAUAUAUAAAACCUGAAUGAAGACUGUUGUCGCAUUCACAGAUGCAUGGGUGUAUACAACAUUAUUACAAACAGCUGGUCUACAUUAGCAAUUGUAUAUAAUUGCUGAGAGAGGGCUGUACGGGAUAACGAAGUAAGGACGCUUAAAUCUGCUGCUGCUAAAAUAAUUUGCGCAAAGAUCACAUCGUGAAGAUACAAUAUAGAAUCAGCCUACGUAAUAAAAAGCCGCUCAAAAUAAGAUUAGUUCGUACCCCAUUUCAUCUCCAAAAUAUUUAUCUAAGAGCCUUUUGCAAGAAUGUUUUCCAGAAUUUCUGCAAGAACCUCUUGUUUAUUUUACAGUAUUGCAUAAGCUUCGAGCAUUACUCUCUAAUAAGGAUGAAAUUACUUACACCUUGAGGUUCAGUUCACCUUAGGCCGCUCUGGCAGCUGGUCAUGUUACUGGCACGCCGCUGGAUACUGAACAGACAAGAAACACUUUUCUGAAUGCCAGACAUUGCAUUCUGUUUAAUAGCCCGUCUCGUUUGCACUUACAGUUAAUUGCACAUUUCUGUACGUGUCGCAGUAUUAAGAAAAGUUAUGAAUGGCCUAUAAAGUUUAUAAAAAUGUAAAACUGUCAAACGAGGACUGCAGAGUUUGGAAAGCACUGUGGAAUGAACCGGUCCAGCGUUUUGUAACUUGUACCUUUUGUAGGCAAUUAUACUGUCAUUUUUAUGGAAAGACAAAUGUUUCAGGUUCGUGUCAUUAUAAUUUGGAAAAAAUGACCAUGACGCUAAAGCUAUUAGUGUUAACUAAAUCUUGAAGAAAAUCUUUGAUGACUAUGAAUAGUGACUUUGCUCGUAUUUGAAGAGUCUUACUGCCCUCAGGUGUUCACUGGUCAGAACUACAAUUGCCUUUUAGAUUAACUUUUUAAAAAUCGUGCCAUUAACUGGCACUUUACUGAAAUAUUAAGUAUUACCAUCAGAUUAAAAACCGAAUAAACAAUAUACAGCACAACGGCAAUAUGCAAAUUGCCCACAUUUAAGGAACUUCUGCCUCAAAAAAAAAAAACAGGGACACAUUAAUUUCUGUUUAUGGAAACAUAACUGAACAUGAGGUUGGACAGCAGGACCCUUUGUCAGGACACCGUCAAGAGCUCAGUUCAUUGACACCCGUGAAGGUCAAUAAAUAUCAAAAGGCAAUUAGAAAUAGAAAAUCUACAGCUUUCUAUUAAAUAUACAGGAACUGUUGGGACGACAGUGUCUAGCCUAUGGCUCAGUGGUGUUUUGAUCGUGACCUACCAGCUAGAGGCGCUGUAGAUGAUUCUGAAGGGCUUUUUUGUUCUGGUCAGUUUGGGGUUUUCUUUUCUUUUUUUUCUUUUUUUUGUUUCUAAAUUGCUGUGCAACUUUUAUCAAAGUGCUUAUAAAUCGC